Messenger RNA from Penicillium longicatenatum, 990 nucleotides. RefSeq lists its product as uncharacterized. The record is from RefSeq and is a predicted model, not a curated record. NCBI's taxonomy places the organism in Eukaryota, Fungi, Ascomycota, Eurotiomycetes, Eurotiales, Aspergillaceae. Bases 1 to 990 code for a protein of 329 amino acids. The transcript has a single exon.
AUGGAGACACCUAAAAGAAUCUUUAUCACUGGCACAACCGGCUACCUCGGUGGAACCACUCUUAAUUUGCUGUCGAAAACCUUCCCCGACGCAAUAUAUUCCGCUCUUGUAAGAACCAGCCAGCAGGCCGAGGCCGUCACCACAGCAUAUCCAACCGUAACGCCAAUCCUCGGGGACAUAUCUUCAGAUGAUGUCGUCACAGCUGCUGCAAGAGCAGCGGACAUUGUGAUUGAUAUCGCCGGAGACAACGAGUCAGGGAUAAAACAUAUCCUGUCCGGCCUUGCUAGUAAGCCGGACAAGGGCACGUUGAUCCACGUCUCGGGCAUCACCUGCCUCCUUGACCCUAAAAAUCUAAAGCUGGGCUAUGCAGCGCCUCGUGUGUAUAGCGAUGCAGCAGAUAAGGCCGAGAUAACCUCAUUCGGACCUGAUCGGGAACAUGCUGCGCUAGACCAGUCCAUCCUGCGCGCUCCGGAGGAGAUGGGCGUUAAAACCGUCAUUCUGAGCUCUUGUCAAAUUAUGGGCAAUGGAUCCGGGCCAUGGAAGAAAGAGAGCUUUGGCCACGGGUAUGUGAAGACAGUUCUCGGGCGGGGCAAAGGGUUCGUUGUCGAGCAGGGGGCCAAUGUGUGGAGUUGGUGCUCUGUCCGUGAUGUCGCGUCGGCUAUAGUGUUUGCGUUGGAUAAGAUCAUCAGUGGCUCCUCAGAUCUGGAGUAUGGACAGGAUGGGUACUAUUUUGUGCACACUGGAGAAGUCAGUUUUGGGGAACAGGCGCAAAUUGUGGCGACGAAGCUGAAGGAGCUUGGUCAGCUGGAGACAGACGCGAUUGAUGAGCUCUCUGUUGCUCAGGCAACUGAGAUUCAUCCUUACGCCGGUCUAUUGUGGGGGGCAAGCUGCCGCAGCAGAGCUGAUCGUCUGAGAGCUAUCGGAUGGGCACCUCAGGAGUCUGACUGGAAAGCUCUCAUGGAUGAGACUGUUGUUGCGGCACUUGCUUGA